AUGCAUAAAGGCUGCACUCUGACACGGGAACGGGAGAGCUUCGAAAACAUCUAUCUCGAUCUGUCCAAGCAGCCUGGCAAAUGCAAACUUGCAGAGAGUGGUAUGGGAUGGCGACCAUCAGGCGGCGGAGACACAUUCACUUUGGACAGCAGCAACAUUGGAGCUGCACAAUGGAGCCGAGCUGCUAAGGGGUUUGAGUUGAAGAUCUUAUCGCGAACAUCAGGUGUCAUCCAACUCGAUGGAUUCGAUCAAGAGGACUUUGAGCGAUUGAGCAAAGCCUUCAAAGUCUGGUACGGUGUCGCCGUCGAACAACGAGAACACGCUAUUCGAGGAUGGAACUGGGGCAAAGCAGAAUUCACCAAAGCCGAACUUUCUUUCAACGUUCAGAAUCGUCCCGCUUUCGAAAUUCCUUACUCUGAAAUCUCCAACACAAAUCUAGCAGGUAAAAACGAAGUCGCCGUCGAAUUCGCGUUGCCCGCGGAUGAAAAGGCCAACGGUCACAUCGAAGGAAGCACAAAAAACCGCGGCCGCAAGGCUGCCGCUGGUCCUGAUGAGUUGGUCGAGAUGCGAUUCUACAUCCCUGGCACUGCGCUCAAAAAGGAGAAGACUGAAGGUGACGAAGUCAAAAAGGAAGAAGGCGAAGGCGAAGGCGAGGGUGAAGGCGAAGAAGAGGAAGUUGAGGAACAAAACGCUGCCAACCUUUUCUACGAGACCCUUAUGGACAAGGCCGAGAUUGGAGAUGUUGCAGGAGACACAUACGCCACGUUCUUGGAUGUUCUGCAUCUCACACCCAGAGGUCGAUUCGAUAUCGAUAUGUACGAGGCGUCGUUCAGGUUGCGUGGUAAGACAUACGAUUACAAGAUUCAAUAUUCUUCGAUAAAGAAAUUCUUCUUGCUUCCUAAGAACGACGAAACGCACACUUUGAUCGUUCUUGGAUUGGACCCACCCCUUCGACAGGGUCAAACAAGAUACCCCUUUUUGGUUAUGCAGUUGAAGUUGGAUGAAGAAGUUAGCAUCGAGCUGAACAUGACAGAGGAACUCUUACAAGAGCGCUACAAAGACAAGCUGGAGCCAAGAUAUGAGGAGCCGAUUCACCAAGUCAUUACAAAGAUUUUCCGUGGCUUGUCAGGAAAGAAAGUCAUCAUGCCAUCGAAGGACUUUGUUAGCCAUCACGGCCACAGCGGAGUCAAGUGCUCGAUCAAAGCAAACGAGGGUUCUCUAUACUUCUUGGAUAAGAGUCUCAUGUUCGUGCCCAAGCCAGCAACAUAUGUCCAGAUCGAGAAUAUUUCGGUGGUUACCAUGUCCCGUGUUGGUGGCGCGAUUUCUGCCAGCAGGACAUUUGACAUCACAGUCAGCUUGAAGGGAGGAUUGGGGGAGCACCAAUUCAGCAAUAUCAAUCGCGAGGAACAACAGCCCCUCGAAGAAUUUUUCAAAGCAAAGAACAUCCGCAUAAAAAAUGAAAUGGUUGACGACUCGGCUGCCCUCAUCAAAGCAGCUCUUGAAAACGAGGACAUAUCCAGCGACGAUGAAGUCCGUCCAGACCGUGGCUCAGCCGACGAAGACGAAGAAUCCGUUGAUGAAGAUUUCCAAGCUGAUUCCGACUCUGACGUCGCUGAAGAAUAUGACUCUGCACACGAAAGUAGCGGUAGCGGAAGUGGCAGCGAUGCCGAGAUGGACGAUGCGGAUGACGAUGAUGACGCAGCGGAUGAAAUGGAUGACGCAGAGGAAGAAGAGAGACCGAAGAAGAAAUCAAAGGUCGGAAAAUAG
Messenger RNA from Talaromyces amestolkiae, 1767 nucleotides. RefSeq lists its product as uncharacterized. The coding region runs from base 1 to 1767 and encodes 588 amino acids. NCBI's taxonomy places the organism in Eukaryota, Fungi, Ascomycota, Eurotiomycetes, Eurotiales, Trichocomaceae. Gene Ontology annotation, molecular function: DNA binding; nucleosome binding; histone binding. The transcript has 7 exons. The record is from RefSeq and is a predicted model, not a curated record. Gene Ontology annotation, cellular component: FACT complex; nucleus.